Molecule: messenger RNA, 3831 nt
Organism: Spirodela intermedia
Lineage: Eukaryota; Viridiplantae; Streptophyta; Magnoliopsida; Alismatales; Araceae
Source: the annotation of a GenBank genome assembly
AUGAAGGCCAAGUCAUCUUCCGGUCAACUUACAAAGGACAUCUUCUUCAAUGAAGGCAUCAUUGACAUUGCGGAAGGGAUAAAUCUCAGCAAGAAAUCAUUGCCUGGAUCCCCACCUGGCAGCAGUUCCCGCUGCAGCUCACAGAGCCCAGAGAAUGACAGAAUCCCCGAUCAACUGAGAGCUUCUCUAAAUGAGGGACGCUUCUCUCACUCUUCUAGUGCGCAUUCAUUGUCCAGCUUGGAUCGGAAUUAUUCCGGUGGUGCAUUCUUGAAGGUGACCGAUAUCAGCCUUCGGACCCAUCCCUCUCAAGGGCCACCUCCUAGCCGGCCACCACCUGCAAGGCCUCCGCCAAAGUUUGAUCCUGAUGAAAGAAGUUUUUCCAGGAUGUUGACUGAUCAUCAGGGCUAUGCUGUUGGGUCUGGGACUUCCUAUCAUUCAUUUAAGCCUCCUACCUUUGAUGCAGAAAUGAGCACAAGCUCGGCUGCAGCAGCUUCUGUUGCUGCCAUGCAAGAGGCAAUGGCAGUGGCUCAAGCCCGACUGAGGAGUGCAAAAGUAUCAAUGGAGAGGAAGAAGGACAACCUUCAAAACCGCAGGAAAAUAGGCUUAAGUGAAGAGCUGAGUAGUGUGAAACGAGACCAGUGUGAAAUUGAGCAAGAGAGGCAGAGGAUCAGAGAAGAGCAGGUUGCUGCUGGGGAAAUAAAUAGCUCUGCUGCAGCACUAAAAACGGUGAAGGGCUCCAGCCCACCUGUGCAGACUUUGAACUCGGAGAAGAUAGGAAGUAAGUGCUCGCCAGGUGGAGGGAAGGUCGGUUUAUCAAAAGAAGCUGGGGAAUGGAAAGUGGAAGAACAGUUUUAUGAGCUCAUACAAUGUGAGGAAAAGUUCAUAAAGAUUCGAAAGGAUUGCAGUAAUCAAGAGGAAUCAACCGCAAAAGCUUGGAUUGAUGAGGGAGAAACGAAAGAGAGCAAAGACACAGAACUGCAUUUAGAUCUCCAAGACCGCGAGAAGCGUUCAGCAACUGAUGGGGUGUUGAAGCAGGAGGGUGGUGACGAACUGCAAGAGCCUAGCCUGAUCCAUCUUGACCACAUCAAGCACCUGAGGUCAAAGGAGACCGCAAAAAAUCAUCCAGAGAAGAACCCAGGGGAAGGAGGGAUUCAGGAGGCGCUGCCCCGGACUGGGCUGGAAACCAAGUGGAGGGCAUCCGAGAAGGCUUUCAUAUGCGAAUUGGGUGAGAAGAAUCUGAAAGCGAAUGCUGGUUUGCGUAAAUCCAGAACAAGAAUUGCAGAAUACUCAGAACCCCAUGUAGAAGAGGAGAUAAAGGAAACAAAGACGACCCAGUGUGCUAGCGAGGACCCUGAAGAUGAGCUCGGAGCAAAGCCGGAGGCCCGCAGCUGGGAAGGUGACGAGGUAAAGCCCGGUGGAUGCGAUGGCACUGCAGAGGAAACAGAAGAACUCUGUGAAACUGAGAAGGAACUUCGACAGGAGGCAAAGCCUGAUGCUUCGCCCAUCCCUGGUAAUGCUGAACCUUCUCCAACAGUCUUCAGUGGCGCAAUCGAGGAAGCUGAUAUCGUUGGUGAGGGAGCCAUAAAAGAUAUAGAAGCAGGGGGCGCUGAAGAAGCCACUUUGUCUGGAAACCAAUGCCAGAUUGCUGGAACAGAGGGAGAAUCCGUGGAGAAUGAAAGUGCGGGAUGCCUUGUUGAGCAGGAAUCUGAACAUGAUGAUGCAGGGAAAGAUUUAAGCGCGAUGAAAAUGGACCGAGAUCAGGUGAGAAAUGUGGAAGAGAAGAAAGAGGCGACAAUAAAGUUGGCAGAAGAUGGGGCGAGGGUGAAGUUCGAAGCAGAAGACGAAGCAGAGAGGGCGAGGAGAAGGCUUGAGGAGGAGGAGCAGGACAGGGAGAGGGAAAGGCUCGAAGAGGAAGAUGAGAGGGAGAGGAGACAGCUAGAAGAGGACAGAGAGAGGGCAAGAAGGUUACUUGAAGAAAAGGAGGAGAGGGAGAGGAGGAAGCUAGAAGAAGAAGAGAAAGAGAGAGUGAGAAGAUCGGAAGGAGAAAAAGAGGACGGGGAGAGGAAGAAGUCAGAAGAUGAAGAGAGGGCGAGGAAAUCUGGAGGAGAGGGGAGUAAACUAAAAGAAGAGACGGGUGGAAGGAAGUUAGACGAGAGGGCUAGCAGUUUUGACGAAGUUGAACAGGAGGGAAGGAAGCCCGAAGAGAGAGUGAGAGGGAGGUGGAAAAUAGAAGAGGAAAAGCUGAGAUUCAGAAAGUUAGAAGGGGUGAUCGAGGGCGAGUGGAGGAGCACAGGAGAAGAAAAACAGAGGGACAGGAGAAGAAUAGAGAAAGAGAAGGAUAGAGAGAGAAGAAGGAUGGAAGAGGAAAAAGAGAGUGAGAGAAUGAAGAUGGAAGAAAAAGAGAGGGAGAGAAGAAAGUUGGAAGAAGAGAGGGACAGGGAGCGGGAGAGAGAAAAAGACAGGCAAGCUGCCGAAAGAGCUGCGCGGGAGGCUAAUGAGAGGGCAUUCGCCGAAGCUCGGGACAGGGCUGAGAAGGCCACGGCGGAGAGAAUGGCGGCCGAAGCUCGGCAGAGGGCGCUGGCGGAGGCCCGGGAAAGAGUGGAGAAGGCAUCUUCCGAAGCUUUGGAGAAAUCUCUGGUAGACAAGACUGCUCGGGAGGCCAGAUUGAGGGCUGCGGAGCGUGCUGCUGUCGAGAGAGCGACUGAAGAGGCUCGGGAGCGCGCCGUCGAGAAGGCCAUGGCCGAGAAAGCGGCCCAAGAAGGGAGAGUGCGCGGAGACAAGUCUGCAGCUACUACUCCAGGUGAUGGGUUAAAGCAGAACACCGACUUUCAGCAAUUUCCUCUCUCUACAACGCAUCGCGUUCAAAGAUAACCACUCCAUUGACAAUGAUGAUCCACAUCCAAUGCAUUUCCUUCCUUCCAUUGCAUCACAUGGGUUCCAUCUCAAAGAAAAAUGUUUCCUUUUUCAUUUGCUGAAGUUUCCACCGCGAGUGAGAAACCCGGAAGCUUCGAGGUCGAGUCUGCCAUCCGGUGCAAGGCGAGGAUGGAAAGGCACCAGCGGACCGUCGAGCGUGCGGUAGGUGGCGCCAGCGUCGAAUUCUACCUCCCUCCUUCAGAAGGUCCACAAAGAGUUUCUAAUUCUUUCUGUGUGCCUCAAUCUCAGGCGAAGGCUCUGGCUGAGAAGAACCUGAGAGACGUCAUCGCCCAGCGAGAGCAGGCUGAGAGAAAUGUAAAUCCCCGCCAUCCUUCCCGCUCAUCAUCCCUCCAUCCGAAUUCUCGCUAACCAGUUCCAUGGCCCCUGCAGAGGCUUGCGGAAGCCCUUGAUGCGGAGAUCCGGAGAUGGUCGAAUGGGAAGGAGGGGAACCUCCGGGCCCUCCUCUCGACCCUGCAAUACGUGAGCUCUCCAUCCCCGUCGCCUCGCCCCCUCCUUCCCAGCUUCUUCAGUCUAAUUCUCCGAUCCGGUCGACCAGUCGUUUAAUUUCUUCGUGUCUAUGGUUGCCACCGAUCCCUCUGUGGCAGAUUCUCGGGCCGGAGAGCGGUUGGCAGCCGAUCUCGCUGACGGAGGUCUUGACGGCCCCAGCCGUGAAGAGGGCCUACAGGAAGGCCACCCUCUGCGUCCACCCCGACAAGCUGCAGCAGAGGGGCGCCUCCAUCCAGCACAAGUACAUCUGCGAGAAGGUCUUCGAUCUCCUCAAGGUCUGCCUGGCCCCCCCCUCUUUUCCCACCUUUAUACUGAAGAACGAACACAGUGCUCGCUGCCUGAUCCAUUACGGUUCUGUCUGCGUCUCUCCUGCAGGAAGCCUGGAACAGGUUCAAUUCAGAGGAGCGCUAG